AAAAAGUUUGACAAAUGGACAAGUGAGAUUCGGUGUGUCUGCGAGGUUUUAUUUAUCAGUUACGUUAAAUUUGUGAUAUAUUUUAAAUACAAAUGAAAACAUGACACUCAGAGAUAAUCUCAAAGAUUUGGGAUGGCACUUAAGUCAAGAUGGUAUUGAUAUUAUUAGUGAAAAUGGUCAAAUACAAGAUGUAAAUAUCCUAAGCAGAAGAGCUUUAGAUUUUGACUUAAGAGAUAUUGGUGACACAGCAUUUCCUGAAGAGUUUACUAAAGAUCCUACUAAAUUGGAGAAGCCAAUAGUUGUUCAAAUUCAAAAGAUCAGAAAUGUAGCUGCUCCUAAAGCCAAUGAAGAAUCAACUUCUGCUCCUCGGAUGCUAAAGUUGACGUUACACGAUGGAAAGUCAACAUGUGUAGGUUUAGAAACAAGUCCAAUCCCAAGUCUUAGUAUUAAUACUCCACCCGGCACAAAGUUGCUACUAAAGAAUGAAGAUCUAGAAGUGUGUCAUGGAGUAAUAUGGCUGACACCGGCUGUAAUAUCAGUUUUGGGGGGAAAAGUUUCUCUCAUGAUUGAAAAAUGGGAACUAAAUCGUAGCCUAGCUAAACAUACAAGGGGUGGUAUAGGAGUUGAUGGUGGUCCUCCUCCUUGGAUAGCAUUUGGACAAAGAUUGGAAGCCCUGCCUGUAGAUAAACAAUUUAAGAGUUUGCAAGAAGCAGCAAAACAAGAUAAUGCUGAAUUUGAAGCUCAGAGGAAAGGAGCUAUUGCGGAGGCACAAAGAAUGUCUGGUGUCAAAAAAGUAUUCGGCGGAGGAACUAAGCCACUGUUAGAUGCAAAUGUGCAAAAAAUUGUUGAUGCUGGAUUUUCUGAGGAACAGGCUGAAAAUGCUCUCAAAUAUACCAAGAACAAUGUUGAGAGGGCACUUAGGAUAUUGCAAAAAAGAGAUAAUUCUGAAAAUAGAAGUAAAGAAAAACCAAAAGAACCAGAUCAACCAAAACGGAAAGGAAGAAAUAAGGAAAUAAAUGAUGAAGAUGGUAUUCCAGUUAAACCAUCAGGGAAAGUGUCAUUGUUUGACUUCUUAGAAGAUAAAUUGCCUAAUGUACCAGAUAAAGACAAGAAUAGUCGCAGGGAAUAUAACACACCUUCGGAAGACAGAGGUGAUAGAGGCUAUGGAAAUAGAGACCGAAACAGUGCCAAAAACAACUCACGAUCACAUGGGUCUAGAUAUGAUGGCCCCAGACAUCGAUCAGAUAGAGGUCACUAUUCAAAUGACAAUUACCACAAUUCACACAGAGAAGAUAGAAAAUACCAAACACAGAAUGAAAAACCACCAAGAUUUCAAAGGAAGUUAGAAGAAAAAAAUAAACAACAACAUCCAGCCAAUCUAUAUAUAAAUAAUAUGAAUUUACAUUAUAACAAUGCAUAUCAGUCUCAUACCCAAUAUCCUGAAAUUAAUAUGAGAAAUGAAGGAAACUUUAAUGACAAUAACAUGAAUCAGCCACCUGGUUUUCGUAAUAAUAUAAACCCCAUGGAUAACUUAGUUGAUGCUACAGCUAAUUUAAAUUUACUUACAAGUCAAACACGGUCUAGUGAGGAACUAUCACCUGGUAGGAAUUAUCAAAAUUAUCCUGAGCAAGCUUAUGCUCCAAAACAAUCAUAUAUGCCAAAUCAGAAUAUGCCAGAUGUACCACCAUUUAGGAGAAACAAUGAUGUUCAGAAGUAUCAGGAUCAGCAGUACCAACGUAGGCAACAACAAACGGUACAGCAGCAGCAGCAGCAACAACAACAACAACAACAACAACAACAGCAGCAGCAUAAUGGAUAUAUGGAACCUCAGCAGAAUCCCAUGUAUUCAAAUAUGAACUAUAUGAGUGGCACUCAAGGUGGCUUCAGUGGGCGUCAAUAUGGUUAUGGUUCUAGGCCUCAAGAAUUUAAUACAAUGCGCACUGGAGGACCCUUCUUGCCAGGAUCACUUCUCGGUUUCCAGAAUGCAGCUGUGAAUGAACAGGCUAGAGCUAUGCUUGGUGUUGCUGAUAUAAAUUGGAAAGUUGGAGAUCGUUGCCUUGCCCUAUACUGGGAAGAUAAUAAUUUUUAUGAAGCAGAAAUUACUGGUAUUUCAGCUAAUACAGUUGUAGUCAAAUUUUGUGCAUAUGGUAAUCAUGAAGAAGUUUUAAAGUCUAACUGCUUGCCGUAUCCUAAUCAAGCUGCGUCAGGCAGUGCGGCGUACCCGGCCCGGCGGCCGUAGGGGCGCGGGGCGGCGGCUCCGCACGAUGCGCACGAAGUGCACGACGUGCAGCUCGCGCACUACGCGCUCUUCGCGCACCAAGCGCCCGCCGCCGCCGCCACCCCCAGCUGACGACACCGAGCUCCGCACCAAUACUAAGCGCCUCGCGAUCGUCACUGCGCGUUAUUUACCAUUCUAUAGGUUUUUUUAAUAUCAGUGUCUCUCAUCUCUGUCUAAUGUACAUAUUAUUGAAUACUUUCACUAUGAAAACUGCCAGUAUAACUGAUACGUGCGACUUUUAAUGUAAUUUGUAUUUUUUGAUGAACAAUAUGUAUCUUAGUGAGUUUGGGUGUUAUGAAAUUUGACGAUUUUCAUUAAAGUAUGACUGGCAUUUAAACGUUCAGCCAGUUUAAGCAGUUUGGGUUAGCUCCGAAAUGCAUUUUGUAAGCAAACAGUAUACAUUGAACUGCUUUUAGUAAGUGGCAAAAUAACUUAAUUAAUCAGCAAAUAUUGGACAGCCUUAAAAUGUAUUUCAAAUAAAUUAAAUUUUAGUAACCAACCUGUUGGUAAGUAAAAUAUUUAAUUUUGUUUAUCAAAUAAAAAUCGAGUAACAAACUUAGAGAUAGCAGCUUAUAAAUAUUAUUUUAUGCCAACCGAUUGUAUAAUUCUGCUGACCAAAUUAUAAUGAUGUAUUGGGACUAUUUAUUUUGCAAGCAUGCAUUAUCAAGCUUACUCUAUGAUCUACGUAUUUACUCAUAAUCUCUGAUUAAGUUUCUGACCGAUUGUUUAUACGGUCGACAAAAUAAGUUUUGAGCUCUUCUAACUACUUGCUAACUGAAUAUUAAAAAAAAAUAGUGUUUAUUUACUUGCGUAUUAAAUUACUGGUAAAUUAUUAAAAUAUUGUUUAUUGGUUAAGAAAAAAUAUUAAGUAGUCUAUUUAAUAAUUUUGUUAUGUGAAGAAGUGGAUCUUAUCGUAGUUAAACUGGCGUUUGCGUCAAGGGCAGAGAUGUUAGACGACUAAUGACAUGUGAUUAUAAAAUAACAUUAAACUGUGCAGCUACGAUAUUCUUAUUUUUACUAACAAAUAUGUGUAUUUACCAUAAAUAUUUGUACUCGUGUAUGUAAAAUAAUAUAACUGUUUAGUAAUCAGGGGAUAACUUCAUGUGUUAUAUGUAAUAGAAAAACGACUAUGGAUAGUGUAGCUCAAUUGUUUCUCAUAAUUAUUCUUAUAAUAAAUGUAAGCUCAAACUUUGAUGUAAUACAAACGAAUUGUGUUGUUGGAUGUUGUCACUUGUAUGUUAAGAAACUACUUGAAAUUUUUUUAUACAAAUGAUGUUCUUCCAUUGCAUUUCAUUUCAUGUUGCAUCAUUGUUCUAUUUUCUUACUAACAAUAAUACCUCACUUACCUUACAUGAGUCCUAGUGUUAUUAGUAAAUAGCUCAGUACCAAUAUGUAUUGGUUCAACUGUUAAAUUUAAUUAAUAUUAUUAAUCAAAUAAAUUCCCUUAAACUAAAUUUAUGUGAGGUUUUUAAACGAUGAUUUUCGUUAUAUUGGUAAUAGAACUUAUUUUUAUUCUAAGUUAAAAAUGCAACUUUUUCCAAAUUGUUUUUUUACAUGCUGCACAGUGAAAUGUUUAAUAUACAAAGAUUUGUCAUAAAUGUUAUAAUUUAAGGGAAAACUAAACUAAAAGAUGUAUCUCUCAUGCAUUAAUUUAUUCGGUUUAUAAACAUGUUAUAACCAAGCAUCGUAGUGUAGCUUGUAUAAGUGUAUUAAUUGUAUUUCUAGCGCAAAGUGUGUAAUAUAUUUAUUAUUUAUCGUUUAAAUAUCGAAAUGCAUACAUAGUUUGAGGUGUUUUUAAUUUACCUACUGUAAAGAUUGUAUACCAUACGUAAGAUCACAACAGUUAUUUACUUUAUAUAGAUUUUUAUAUAUUGAUUUCGUAUAUAUAAUAUCUUCGUUGGCAAAUACUGCUUGAGCUUGAGUUUAAAUACAAUUUAAACUAAAUAUAAAAUAUUAAGUUUAUGUUCUUUUACAAGUAGUUUUUGCCAAAAAAAAAUUGUAAUCGUAAAUUAUUUUUUUUUAUUUUUAAACCAAAGCUCAACUAUCCGUAAUUUGUCACUGUACCUCGGGUUUAUGUAGAUCAUCAGCUUUCGAUACAUUUGUACUAAUUUUCUGUUGAAUUAACCGUUUAUUAACUGAAAGCUAAUAAAAGAAACUUUAUUUA
Vanessa tameamea is the source of this 4442-nucleotide messenger RNA. RefSeq names its product tudor domain-containing protein 3-like. Gene Ontology annotation, cellular component: cytoplasm; nucleus. Lineage: Eukaryota; Metazoa; Arthropoda; Insecta; Lepidoptera; Nymphalidae. Gene Ontology annotation, molecular function: protein binding; RNA binding. The transcript has 7 exons. Bases 101 to 2239 code for a protein of 712 amino acids. Gene Ontology annotation, biological process: mRNA processing. The record is from RefSeq and is a predicted model, not a curated record.